GCGUGCUCAGCUCAGCGGAGCGCAGCCACGUUCAAGUCUACUGUAGCACAGUCUGACACUGCAUUUCGCUUCAUCAUGCACGAGCGACGGGAAGCGGGGUCGCUGAGCUCGUGGCGCCGAGGCCAACAACUCCUUCAUGAGGAAGAGCCCUGGAGCUGGGAACAAGACGAUGUCCGCGGAGACUGGAAAUUUGUGCGGCCUCCACUCCUUCAAGUUCAGCGGCUUGGCCAACAAGCAGGUGGUGGGGCUCGCCUCCACCAAGAACGGCAAGAAGGAGAACAUCAUUCUGACAACUCGCCACAAGAAAGAGUCGAAGUCCAACGUGCCCAAGUCUCUGUACCUCGAGAAGGGCAUCAAGAAGGCCCCCAAGAAGGGCGCGGCACAGCUGGAGAAGGCGCUGGGCGCGGGCCACUACCGCAAGGACCUCCUCGACCUUGCGCUGGCCAAGUACGCCAAGAUCAAUACCUCCUUCAAGAAGAAGAAGCUUACCGUGAAGUCGCGCCGCGCGGCGUGAUCAGGCUUAAACGGGGAUGCCGUUGGAGCGAAGUGAGGAGUGGGGCCCCGCGACCCGCCUGGCUGGCGGCUGCCUCGCGAGAGGGCGGCCUCGCGGCCAGGGGCGGCAGCCUCGGCUGCCUCGCUGCGGGCGGGGGGCGACCGCGCGGCUGCCGCGCGGCUGCCAGGUGCGGGAAAUGCGUGUGCAGUGCAGGGCAGAGUGCAAGGUCUCGUUGGAGUGCCGUACCGAGAGGCGCUCCUGCAUGUUUGAUGCUCCCCAGAAAUUGUCG
This is a messenger RNA of Prorocentrum cordatum, 782 nucleotides long. Lineage: Eukaryota; Dinophyceae; Prorocentrales; Prorocentraceae. The record is from the annotation of a GenBank genome assembly.